Messenger RNA from Gadus macrocephalus (Pacific cod), 2451 nucleotides. It is a transcript of the gene dpf3, whose product is annotated as double PHD fingers 3. Gene Ontology annotation, cellular component: nBAF complex. The transcript is spliced from 9 exons. The record is from RefSeq and is a predicted model, not a curated record. Gene Ontology annotation, biological process: nervous system development. The coding region runs from base 16 to 1041 and encodes 341 amino acids. Lineage: Eukaryota; Metazoa; Chordata; Actinopteri; Gadiformes; Gadidae.
ACAUGACAGUAACACAUGCAAACACACACACACACACACACACACACACACACAAUCUCUGAACUGUGCAUUUCUCCAUCUAACACCUCGUUGCAUUUCAUAUCACUCCCAUCUCUGUUGACCCUCCCCACCCUCAACCCUUUCCCACUUGACCCUCGCCCCCCACCAGAAGCCGAGCUGGCCCCGAAGCGGGAGGGCCCCCCGGGGGAGGCCACGGCCCUGGAGGCCCUGCUGAGGGGGGACAGUCUGCUGGAGAAGACCAACAGCCUCACCACGGAGGAGGAGACCCUGCUGGAGAUACAGAGAGUUCUGGAGGCAGACGAGAACGGGGAUGGGUUCCAAGACGAAGACGACUUUGAGGUGGACACUCCAAAGAGGAAGAACAGGAACAGAAAGGGCAGAAGUUCCAGUCGCAAGAAGGCAGAAGCAGCUGCAACCGAAGACCAGGAUAAGCCUUACGUCUGCGACAAUAGACACAAACAAAAGCAUAACUCAAAAAGGGCCGAAGAAGUCUGCGGGAAGCGGUACAAGAACCGGCCCGGCCUCAGCUACCACUACACCCACACCCACCUGGCGGAGGAGGAAGGGGAGGAGGAGAAGGAGCCCGAGUUACCAGAGCCCUCGCCCCCCCGGCCCAGCAACCACAAACCCCAGAAGGCGGUGGACGGCAGCAUCAUCCCCAACGACUACUGUGACUUCUGUCUGGGGGACCAGGAGGGCAACCGCAAGACGGGCCAGGCUGAGGAGCUGGUGUCCUGCUCCGACUGCGGCCGCUCCGGUCACCCAACGUGUCUGCAGUUCACAGAGAACAUGAUGACGGCGGUGAAGACGUACCAGUGGCAGUGCAUCGAGUGCAAGUCCUGCAGCAUAUGUGGAACCUCAGAAAAUGACGACCAACUGCUGUUCUGUGACGACUGUGACCGGGGCUACCACAUGUACUGCCUGAAGCCGCCAAUGAACCAUCCCCCAGAAGGGAGCUGGAGCUGUCACGUGUGUUUGGAUCUGUUAAAGGACAAAGCUUCAGCCUACGAAGAACCAUAACAUCCCGGUUCUCUGUCUCUCACUCACACACACACACACACACACACACACACACACACACACACACACACACACACACACACACACACACACACACACACACACACACAAACACAAACACAAACACAAACACGAGCACAUGCACACACACACACACACACACACACACACACACACACACACGACUUAGAGUGCAUUAACAGGCUCAGGGCCGUUUAAAGGGUUUCCUGUGUUAGGAGCAGAUAUUCUCUACCUCUAGUUUAUUCAAAGGAACAACACUUCUAGACCCAAAUGCAUAAAAUACAAAUACUACACCCCCGACACGCGAUCUACAGCUGGGCAACAGAGAGUCUGUGACUCCUCUACCUCGUCAUGUCCGACAAAACUGACAAAACUGUCAGAACAAGAUUGGUAUUGGUUUAUCGGUAUUAGCAUUGGCGAUAUAUUUUGGGCAAAUUACUUCCCCCGGUUUCAAGCAGCACGUCCUCAGAUUGUCACUUGUUUUUAUAUUAUUAUGAUUUAUCAUGCAGACUUUCUUCCAGAAGAACUAUUGGAUCUUCCUUUGAGGCCGAUAAUGCCGUCGGUCACAUUUGUCAAGCUAAACUGUCAUUUAUUUGUAUUGCAGAGAUUGAUUUUUAGUACGACGCAUAAAGGUGACGUCUAAUGUAACAUGAAAAGAGAAAAUAUAUAUGUUUCAUGCAUUUCCGACAUAAUGCAAAACUGUGUCCUCUUUCUGUCAUUGCUGUCAUCCAUCAACAACUCAACCCCCCUUUUUGGUUCAACUUUGCUCGUGGCUGUUUUUACAAAUUAUCCAAAUGAAAGAGUCUGUUAUAUGAAAAGAAUAUAUACAUUUUAGACCUGAGCCGUUUGUACUGCCAGACAGUCUUGGAAAAAAGUCUUUAUAUUAACAAAUGUGUAUGUAUUUGGUCAAAACAUUGGUUACACUCCUGAUUGCUUACAGAUAAUGAAUAGACUACAAAUUGCAUCAUGAAUAUAUGAAGACAAUGCACCCAGAAUAAGCUCUGUCAUCAUAGUAACAGAUAUAGUGCUUCCUACCAUACAUCCCCAAAUGUUUCUAUAAAACACAUGAUUGUUAAAUUGCUUAUAACCUUAACAGGACAUUUCAUUCUGUUACACUUUUGGUUGUGUUUUUAUUAUUUUUAUGUGAUCUUGCUUUUCCACAGACAAUCAUGACGUAGCAUAGAACCAUAAUGUUAAUAAUGUGAAAAGUUUUUAUUGUGCUUCUUUUAAUAUCGACUAUAAUGAUUUCUUUAUUUACCCAUUUUUUGUAAAUGUUUUUGAUGUCCUUCGUAUUUGAUGCCAGCAGUGAUUCAACGUCAUACAAUUGUAGUUUGUUAAUGUUAACGUUUCGUUGUUUUGUGAAAAUUAAAGAAUUUUCCACAGAUCUUA